This is a messenger RNA of Erythranthe guttata (spotted monkey flower), 1585 nucleotides long. The record is from RefSeq and is a predicted model, not a curated record. NCBI's taxonomy places the organism in Eukaryota, Viridiplantae, Streptophyta, Magnoliopsida, Lamiales, Phrymaceae.
UUAUCUGUUAGCGCAACAGCGUAAAUCACAUUGCCCUCACCUCUGUCAAAAAUCGGCGUUGUUCACCAGAAUCUUCUCUCCUUUCUCUCUCCUCUGUUUCUCUCUCUACAAAUACAUACAUACACAUAUACAUACACGUCCUGGUUUUCACACUGCUCACUUGCAAAUUACUGAACCACGGAUUCGAGAUCUGGAAGAAAAAAAAUGAGCUCGUUAAUCCCGCCGGAGCUCACCUUAGAUUGCGGCGGCGCUUCACCGGAAACUAGGGUUCCGACAACAACCGGCAAUUUCCUCGUCGGAAUUUCAUCGAUUCAAAAUUCGCCGGAGAAGAUUUCGAAGCUCGAAGACUACGUUAGCAGACUGGAUGACGAGAUGAAGAAGAUCGACGCUUUCAAACGGGAGCUCCCUCUCUGCAUGCUCCUCCUCAACGACGGUGAGUUUCUAUUUUUUCUUCAAUUUCCCCAUUUUACCCCUCACCGGAAUUUUUUUUUUUCAAUUGCAGCAAUUGCGAAAAUUAAGGAGGAGCUAAUUCAGUGUAGGAACUCAAUUACAGAACCAAUUAUAGAAGAAUUCAUACCCUUGAAGAAAAGCUUACCCAAAAAAGAAGAUGAUAAAAUUGAUUCAGUAGACAAAAUGAAUUGGAUGAGCUCCGUACAGCUAUGGAAUUCAGAUAAUCAUCCAAAUACAGAAAAUAAAAAGAAAUGGGGAGGAGUUGAUUUGAUCAAGAGUGGUAAUAACAGGACAGAAGGAAGGGCAUUUUCGUCUUUUAAAAGAUGUGCUGAUUUACCAGCUCUUUCUCUAGCUACACCAGAGAUCAAGAAUUCGAAGAAGGAGGAGAUUUGUUCGAGCGAUUUCAGCCCGAAAUCGAGUUCUAGCAGAUCGGGAUCUUCGUCUGCAACUAAUACCGACCAAUCGAAUUCCAAAUCCAAAUUACCGAACCAAACUAGCCGGAAACAGAGGCGGUGCUGGUCGCCGGAGCUGCACCGCCGCUUCAUCAGCGCGUUGGAGCAUCUCGGAGGCCCUCAAUCCGCUACUCCGAAGCAAAUUAGAGAUCUUAUGCAAGUGCACGGCCUAACAAACGACGAAGUGAAGUCUCAUUUGCAAAAGUAUCGGCUCCUCGCACGAAAACUUGCUCCGAAAACAAACACCCUAGUCGGAAUAGGAAGUUUGUGGAUGCCCCAGCAACAAAAAGAGUCUUCCAAGAAGAGCAAUUCACAAUUCGGCUCGCCUGUGGGCCCACUUCUCUUAGCCUCGUCGUCUAGGGUUUCUUCCAUUGUCGAAGAAGACGACGAGAAAUCCGAGCUGUAAGAAUUUUGAUGUGUAUAAAAAUCUGUCCAAACGUGAGCCUUUUUUUUUUUGCAGAUACAAGAAAGUGAGGGAACUUUGAUGAUUAUUAGAAACUCUUUUUUAAUUUUUUUUUAAAUUAUUGUUUUACUUGUACAAUUGCCAUAGAAGAGAGAUCUUGAGGGGCAGAGUGCAAAUUUUUGCAGGAUUAGAUUAAUUGAAUUUUUCUUAAAUAAUUUGUUGUAUUGGUGCACAAGAUUCUGGUAAGAUUUUUGCUCUAUUAAUUAUUGCCGCCUCAUAA